Drosophila mauritiana is the source of this 2246-nucleotide messenger RNA. RefSeq lists its product as uncharacterized. The transcript has 3 exons. The record is from RefSeq and is a predicted model, not a curated record. Bases 248 to 2212 code for a protein of 654 amino acids. Lineage: Eukaryota; Metazoa; Arthropoda; Insecta; Diptera; Drosophilidae.
GUUGAACAAAGCUAUUGCCAUACUUACACGAGUAUAAAAGUAAGCAAACAUUUAUUAUCUUAGUCGAGGGAUAUUCAUCUAAUGUUUAUUCGUUUUCACUCUACUAUAUCGAUUGUGAUCUCUGGGAGCCGAUCAAAGUCAGUUGUUAGACAUAGUUCUGCCUAUUCGGUUCGGGAAUUUAUACUGAAUUAAAAAAUACAAUUAUAAGUCAAGUCAUUGCCUUUCUGUUCUAAUAGUCCUAAUUACGAUGAUGUUGAAAAUUAAGACCUUUACUUCGGUGUCAUAUAAAAAAUAUAUUUUGUGCAUAUUUAUUUUAUUCCUCUUAAUUGUGUGGUACAUAACGUCUUUCGGGGUGAACGAUGAGCUGACAAUGAAAUACAAUGAAAGCGAAAAACGUUUCUAUGUAAAUAGCUCAAAGUGUCAAAUGGUGUACGUGGAGCCCUUUAAUGCCGAGUUCACAAAAGUGUACACGCCAAAAAACUUCACACGUUGCUCCAAUCAAAGUGAUAUGGUUACAGUGCACUUUGAUUCCAUUUUAAAACAGUAUGUCCUGCAUGUGGAUGAGCAAGUGCUUCACAAGCUGUCGCAGUCAGAGAGCAAUGACUUUGCUUGCUUCUACCAGAACAUUACCCACGGACAUUCUGCGGAUCGCUACGAUAGGUUGGGUAACAAAACUAAAUUCACUCACGGCUACGUAGUACCCUUGAAUGUCGAAGGAAUGCUGGUGGAGUGUAGGUCAGCAGACGAGAAGCGCAUCCUGCAGGAGGACGCUUUUUCGUUUGUACAAUACCAGAAGCCUCCUCCGAACUUGGAGAUAGAUGGUAAGGCUAGUGUAAUCAUGUACGGCAUAGAUACAGUAUCUCGCACCAAUCUUCGACGGCUGAUGCCCAUGGUGUUCGAGUUCCUAAAGUCUCCAGGAUGGUACGAAAUGAUGGGCUAUAAUAAGGUGGCUGAUAAUUCGUAUCCCAACAUAUUUCCCAUCCUAACAGGAUACUCUCCAAGUUCGGCGGAAAAUCAAAUAUGCGAUACAAGUCAACCAGGAUGUUUAGAUGAAAUACCCUUCAUAUGGAAGGAAAUGAAAAAGAACGGCUAUUUAACAGCCUACGCGGAGGAUACAGUGUUCAGCAAUACUUUUAAUUACGUGAAACCAGGGUUUUUGAAUAGGCCCACUGACUACUACUUUCGUCCCCUCUUGGAUGCCUUGGAAAAGGAAACUAAUAAACUUUAUUGCCCAGGUUGUAAAAUGGUAUAUUGCCUGGGUCGUCGACUUGCCAAUAGCUAUAUCUUCGAUUACUGCCGCCAGUUUAUGCAACGAUUCGUGGCCGAUCGCCCUAUCUGGGGCAUGUUUUGGUCAAAUCACAUCAGUCACGAUGACUUUUCUAUGCUCUCGGCCAUGCAGCACAAGAUAGUUGGUGACCUGCUUAAUUUCGAGAAGGAUGGAUCUUUCGAGCAUACGAUUAUGAUAUUCUUCUCCGAUCACGGAUCUCGCUUUGGUCCCCUAAUGAGGACGAAGGAAUCGUUUCUGGAGGCAAGGCAACCCAUAAUGUUUAUUUACUUACCACCCUGGUUCCGUGAGAAAUAUCCCCAAUAUGCGGAGGCUCUCGCCCAGAAUCAGAAUCGGUUGAGUUCCAAUUUCGACGUGUACAAUACCUUGAAACACAUUAUAAACAUUGAAGAAUUGGUGGAGGAUACCAAGUGGUCCUACGACUGCCCCCAGUGUCAGUCGCUAUUCUACCCGUUGCCAGAAAGUCGAAGCUGCUCGGAGGCUGCCAUACCGGAGGCUUACUGUACCUGCCACAACUACGAGGAAGUCCAGGAGGAUCACGGGACUUGGCGCAUGGCCGAACUGGUGGUCGAUCGCAUUAACCAAUACCUCCAAUAUAAUAACCUACAGAAUCUGUGUAGCAGUCUCACCCUGAGGGUAAUCAACGUCACCGAAGUAAGAAAGCUAGAGAGCGAUGAGUACGUAAGGAUGGGAAAGGGAUUGCGACAUUAUCAUACCAAAUUCCAGGUUCAUCAGAAUUUGGCUGAGUUCUUUGCCACCGUUCUCUACGAUAGAAGAACCGAAGAGCUUCAGAUCAAUGUGGAACUAAUCAGCAGAAUUAAUAUCUAUAGAGCGGAUGCGGAGUGUGUAGACGAUAGUACUCAAAAGUUAUUCUGCAUAUGCCUAUCAAAGUUAAGAAACAAUGAGAGCACACCAACUAUCCAGUAAUAUUUGUAUUUAAUAUAUAUGUAUUUCCUUUCAA